UUAAUAUUUGUCGGCGCAGGGCUCUGGGUCGAACAUACAAAAAUUUCAACUUUUUUUGCAUUUCUCCAGAGAAAACAAAGAUUUUUUAACAUUUAUUGAAUAAAACACGUAUAGAAAUUGACGAUUAUUUGUUAAAACAGAGUAAACAGAAAAAGAGUAAGAAAUUAAAGAAAGUUUAAGUGAUAAAUAUAACAAAUGUUUGCUAAAAAUUAGCAAGUUAGUUGAAGGUACAAAUGAAAAAAACAUAAAACUAUAGAAAUACAUAAAAUAUAGAAAAAAACAGACACAAAAAAUAACUAAUUAAACAACAAGGCCAGCAAUGAAGACAAUUAAAAUGAUAAGAAAUUGUCUGUAAAAAACAAAACACGGCAAAAAACUAUUUAGGGCUGAGUCUUCUUCAAAAGGCAGGCAGCAUCGCUAACAGCACAACAACAGCUAAUGGACGGACGGCAUUGUAUUAAUUGAAGUGUUUACGUGUUCCCUUGAUUAUUGUUAUUAUUGCCAUUGGUGCAGAUGGUAGUGGUGUUGGUGGCAACAGCAGCAGCGCUAAAAGUAGUAGAGUUGGUUAUGAAGUUGGCUUUUUGGGAAUCAUUAGAAAUAGAUCACACACUUGCUUAGUUUAUAAACUAAAUGAGAAAGAGCAACAACUAAUAGUGUAUAUAGAACUAAAUGUUUCAUGUCUAUAGAGCAAUUGAAUGAAACCUUAUGGGAAUUACUAUAAUUAAGUAUCGACGUCAACCAUAACAUUUUGUUUAAAAGCCACCAACAUUCUUGUUUAUACACAUUAAGCAGUUUGACAUUUUAGCAGCGGCUGAAAUUAAAUAUAAUUAAAACUGGCUUACGAUAUAAUAUGCAAUAAUAUACACCAUACGAUUCCAACAUGCUGUGAUAAAUAUUCAAAUUAAUAUAAAACAAAACAAUAGGAAUUGUCUGCAAAAGCAAACGACCAAUUAAGUUGCCAUUUUAAAUGACCAAAACAUUAAAAGAAAGUAAAUUGUCAAAUUAACAAAACUCCCACUCCCUCCCACCUUAAGACAACUAAAAAAAUCAAAAAGAAAUUAACCAACCAGUCCACAUUGCCAACAAAAAGAAAAAUGCGCUCUAAGAAAUUCUUAAUUAUUGCCGGUUUCUUAGUAACUUGGACAUUUAUAGUUUUCUACUUUGUGCCCCGUACAAAUACGAAAUUUUCUCCUGCAUUAACGCCCAAUAGGCUGCAGCAGUUAGAACAAGAUGCUCGCCAAGAGUAUCGCAAAAGUGAUAAGCUAAUGGUCAAUCUAUUAGGCAUACUAAAGACAAAAUAUCCCCAGGAAGCUCAAGCAGCCACAGAAAAAGAAAUUGCCAUCAUAGCCUUACCCAAUAAUCAACCAAUACAGGAGCCACCCUCCUCUAAUGAGAGGCAGGAAAAUAUAUUGGAACAACCCAAUGAUACUGAAACGAAUUUAGUUAUCAACUCUCAGCAGCCAGUAACGCAACCCACAAAAACUCAUCUCAGCAAUGGUCAACCCAUUAUUCCGGUAUUAGUAUUUGCCUGUAAUCGUGUUUCCAUUUCGAAAUGUUUGGAUAAUCUUAUUAAGUAUCGUCCCAGUAUGGAACAAUUUCCCAUUAUUGUUUCGCAAGAUUGCGGUGAUGAGGCUACUCGUAAUGUUAUCUUAUCCUAUAAGGAACAGGUGUCUCUAAUAGAGCAGCCUGAUCAAUCGGAUAUAUUUGUACCACCGAAGGAAAAGAAAUUCAAGGGUUAUUAUAAAAUAGCACGACAUUAUGGUUGGGCUUUGAAUAAUACCUUUGGCAAAGGUUAUGAUUAUGUUAUAAUUGUCGAGGAUGAUCUCAAUGUGGCACCCGAUUUCUUUGAAUACUUUUCGGGUACUCAUCAUUUACUCAAGCAGGAUCCUUCUUUGUGGUGUGUUUCCGCCUGGAAUGAUAAUGGCAAAGCAAAUCUAAUAGAUGCCUCGCAUCCGGAAUUGUUAUAUCGUACAGAUUUCUUCCCCGGUUUGGGUUGGAUGUUGACCAGAGAUCUGUGGCAAGAGUUAUCCGUUAAAUGGCCUAAAUCCUUCUGGGAUGAUUGGAUACGCCAUCCGGAGCAGAGGAAAAAUCGUGUUUGCAUACGUCCGGAAAUAUCUAGAACUCGUACAUUUGGCAAAGUUGGUGUUUCGAAUGGCCUGUUUUUCGAUAAAUAUUUACGUUAUAUUAAAUUAAGUGAGGAAUUUGUACCAUUUACAAAAAUGAACUUAAGCUAUUUAUUAAAGGACAAUUACGAUAAAACAUUUAUAAAAGAAAUCUAUACGUAUCCUGUAGUUACGUAUGAUGAAUUAAGACGUGAAUUAAUAAAACGUGAUGGACCGGUAAGAAUACAAUACAAUACUAGAGAUCAGUAUAAAAGAACAGCAAAAAUGCUGGGACUCAUGGACGACUUAAAGAGUGGUGUACCGCGUACUGCUUAUCAUGGUAUUGUAUCGUUUUUCUUUAAUAAAAGACGUGUCUAUUUGGCACCCAAUGUCAAUUGGAAAGGUUAUGAUUUAUCGUGGAGCUAACAGAAUUUUAUCAUUUUAAGUUUAACUUCUUAGUCUUAAUUUAGUUAACUUUUUUCUAUUUAUUACAAAAACUAAAAACAAAAUAUUUAAAACAAUUUACUAACAACAAACCACAACAAUAUAGGAUUCCUUUUCAUUUCGCUAUUAAGUAGGUUUUCUGUUCUAUUUUUAUCUCUCAUUACUUUUAAUAUAUAAUUUUAUAAAUGACCAACCAAAUAUGAAUACAAUUUAAUAGUUUUAAACUAGUUAAGCUAUGUUAAUUUUCUCAGCUAUAUGUGUUUUGUAUAUUUGUUUUAUUUAAAUCUUUUUUUGUUUUAAUUAUUAAAUGGACCACCUAUUAAUUACUAUGUAUGUAUGAUGUUGUAUUUUAAAUCCUAAGAGAACAAAUCUAAACAGAACUUGUAAUGCAAAGCAAUAGUUUUACUUUUAUAUUAAAUAGUUUCUUUUACAUUUAUAUUGAUAUUAGCUUUUUGUAAAUUUCUUAAUUCUAUUUACUAUUUACUAUUAUUAGUAUGUAUAUGUUGGCUUAAAAUAGUUAAAAGAUGUAAUCAUUCCUUUUGGGUUUGUUAUAAAAAAAAAAUCUCAUACAGUGAUAAUUGUAAUAGAAAUGUGUUUGUUUUAUAUUAAACGAUUAAUUUAAAUGAUAAGAAAGCGACUUGUUUUUAAUAAACAGAUCUUGAGAAGUUUUCCCAAGAAAACUGAUCUUAUCAAAACUUUUCUAUAGAUAACUGAUAUUAGGAAAAGAUUUCUAUAGAAAACUGAAUAUAGCAAACUAAUCUAACAAAAAGUUUUCUAUAGAAAACUGAUCUUACGAAAUGUUUUCUAUAGAAAACUGAUCUUAAGAAAGCUUUUUAUAGAAAAUAGAUCUGGAUUUCUGUAGAAAACUGAUAUUGUGAAAAAAAAACUUGUCUUCUGAAGAGAUUUCUAAACAAAUCUGAUCUUACGAAAAGUUUUCUAUAGAAAACUAAUGUUACCAAUGGGUUUCAAUAGAAAACUGAUCUUACGAUAAGUUAAUUAUAGAAAACUGAUCUUACGAAAAAUUUUCUAUAAAAAACUGAUCUUGCGAAAAGUUUUCUAUAAAAAACUGAUCAUUUGAAAAAAUUUCCAAAGAAGUCUGAUCGUAAUAACAAAUUUCUAAAGCAAACUGAACUAACAAAAUGUAAACUGAUCAUAGAAAACUGAUCUUGCAGAAAGUUUUCUAUAUAAAACUGAACUUUCAAAAAGAUUUCUAAAUAAAACUGAUCUUUUGCAAGUUUUCUAUGGAAAACUGAUAUUACAAAAAGAUUUCUAUAGAAAACUGAUCUAACAGAGCGUCUUUUAUAUGAAACUGAUCUUCUGAAAAGAUUUCCGAAGAAAUCUGAUCUUACUAACAAAUUUCUAAAGCAAACUGAUGUAACAAAAUGUAUACUGAUAAUAGAAAACUGAUCUUACGGAAAGAUUUCUAUGAUCAGUUUAUAUUUUGUAUAGAUUUCUAAAGAAAACUAAUCUUGCGAAGAGAUUUCUAUAGAAAACUGAUCUUACAAAAAGUUUCUUAUAAAAAACUGAUCUUCUGAAAAGAUUUUUAAGGAAAUCUGAUCUUACUAACAAAUUUCUAAACUGGUCUAACAAAAUGUAAACUCAUUAUAGAAAACUAAUCUUAAUCUAAGAUUUUUAAAGAAAACUGAUCAUGUGAAAAGAUUUCCAUAGAAAACUGAUAUUACAAAAAGUUUCUUAUAAGAAACUGAUUUUAUGAGAAAAUUUCUGAAGAAAUCUGAUCGUACUAACUAAUUUCUAAAGCAAACUAAUCUAACAAUAUGUAAUCUAAUCAUAAAAAACUGAUCUUACAAAAAGUUUUCUUUUGAAAAUUGAUCGUACAAAAAGUUUUCUAUAGAAAACUGAUCUUACGAAAAGUUUUCUAUAGAAAACUGAUCCUACGCAAAGUUUUCUAUGAUCAGUUUACAUUUUGUAUAGAUUUCUAAAGAAAAUUGAUCUUACGAAAAGAUUUCUAAAGAAAACUGAUCUUGCGAAAAGAUUUCUAUAGAAAACUGAUCUUACAAAAAGUUUCUUAUAAAAAACUGAUCUUCUGAAAAGAUUUUUAAGGAGAUCUGAUCUUACUAACAAAUUUCUAAACUGGUCUAACAAAAUGUAAACUCAUCAUAGAAAACUAAUCUUACGAAAAGUUUUUUUAUAGAAAACUGAUCCUACAAAAAGAUCAGUUUAGAUUUUGUAAAGUUUUCUAAAAAAAGCUGAUCUUGCGAAAAGAUUUCUAUAGAAAACUGAUCGUACAAAAAGUUUCUUAUAAGAAACUGAUCUGAUAAGGUUUCUAAAGAUCUAACAAAAUGUAAACUGAUCUUGAAAAGUGAUCUUACAAAAAGUGUUUUAUAAUAUUUCUAAAGAAAUCUGAUCUUACUAACAAAUUUCUAAAGCAAACUGAUUAUAGAAAACUGAUCUUACAAAAAAUUUUCUAUACAAAACUGAUCUUACAAAAACGUUUGUAAACAAAUCCAUUAGAAUUAAAUGCAUUUGCGAUUUCUAAAUCAUUUAAUAACAGAAAAGCGUUAUUAAUUUAUCAUUCGCUAUUUACAAUUUUAUAAUUUCAUCAAUUAAUAAAAUUACAACUUUUACUAUUUUAAGCCCUCAUUAACUUUUGUGUACAAUUUUAUUUAACAAAGAAAUCUCAGUUAAAACAAAAAAUGAAUAAAAUUUCCAAAUAAUAAGUUGCAGCUGUUAAUAGAUUUAAUAGUUUACCAAUAAAAGUUAAAGAAAAAAAACUUGCAACUACUAGUUUUGUGUUUCAAAUUUAUUUUAUAAGUAUUUGUAAGAAAAAAAAAAACUUGUAAAAUGUUAAAAGUAAAAAAACAAACGUAAUUAAUAAUUGCUGUGUCUAUUCUU
Lucilia sericata (common green bottle fly) is the source of this 5399-nucleotide messenger RNA. RefSeq names its product alpha-1,3-mannosyl-glycoprotein 2-beta-N-acetylglucosaminyltransferase. Gene Ontology annotation, biological process: protein N-linked glycosylation. NCBI's taxonomy places the organism in Eukaryota, Metazoa, Arthropoda, Insecta, Diptera, Calliphoridae. Gene Ontology annotation, molecular function: alpha-1,3-mannosylglycoprotein 2-beta-N-acetylglucosaminyltransferase activity. Gene Ontology annotation, cellular component: Golgi apparatus. The record is from RefSeq and is a predicted model, not a curated record. The transcript has 6 exons. The coding region runs from base 1095 to 2528 and encodes 477 amino acids.